UCUGUGUAGGGCCUGCUAGGGGGUCAAUCAAAUUGUUGGGGUUCGGAGAUGGCUACGCAAGAUGGUUUAUGAUAACCAAAUGGUGCGCGUAAUAAACAAUUGAGGAAGAUCGAAAGCGGGGUGCGUCGUCUCGGCAGGUAUGCUCGUAUUAAUCGAGCGGUCGCUUCGGAUCGGCGAAGGAAAAGCCUUUCACUCGAAACAUCAUCCUACGCGAUAGGGAAACUUUACGUCACAAAUUUGGUCGCGAAUGGCAGUAUAGUGUUGUGUCGAGGUUAUAAACUUGAAAUUUAGGACGAUACGCGGCUACGUGCAACGACGGGUAUUACGUCUCUGUGAUACUCGACGAAAUUACGAUAUAGCGUGCGCGUUCCCGUCGUGUCGCGACGCGCGAGACACCCUUUGUGAUUUUGUUAAAUUCCAGAAUCCAUCGCGAGUGCGGUGUCUCACCUCGGCGCACUAUUUUUACCUGCGCUUUUUUUAUUUACACGCAUUUCUCUUGUUGCGCGUUUUCGCCGAAUAUUUUAGCUAUCUUUGUAGCAGUUACGUAAUUUCUAACGUGAAUGAUCCCGGUACGAUGACCGAGAGUGAAAUGAAUGAAGACUGUUCCGUGCACGCACGUACUCUAGCACGCUGAUAUAUAUCGAAAUUUUAACCAGUGAAUAACAAUGUGGUAUAAGGAGGUAACGAAUGCUAAUAACAACAAUGGAAAUAUCCUCUAUAGAUUGUGGUAAGGAACAACCUUAUCAGCAAAGAGACAUGUCAGAUUCGUCACAAUAUCUUUACGGCCAUCUCCCUCCUGAUAUUAUGCCAAAGGGACUUCCAAACAAUGGCAUUGGAGGAAGGUUACGCCAACUCGAGGGCCUGUUCAUCGGAGGCCCUGCCCAAGGUGGACGAGUGGGCCAUACCAUUUCCAUCGAGACGCUUAUCGAUGUUUUGCUCGUGUUAUACGACGAAUGCUGUAAUUCUUCAUUACGCCGUGAAAAGACUGUUUCCGAUUUUAUCGAGUUUGUCAAACCGAUAGCCUCGUGUAUAAAGAGCUUGCAAUUGACACGGGAGGACUUUGAAAUCGUUAAGGUCAUCGGUAGAGGUGCUUUCGGGGAAGUAUGCGUCGUAAGAAUGCGCGGCUCGGACAAGGUGUUCGCCAUGAAGAUUUUGAACAAGUGGGAGAUGUUAAAGCGGGCCGAGACCGCGUGCUUCAGGGAAGAAAGGGAUGUACUAGUAUAUGGUGAUCGCAGAUGGAUCACGAACCUGCAUUAUGCCUUUCAAGAUGACAAUAACUUGUAUCUGGUCAUGGAUUACUACUGCGGCGGGGAUUUAUUGACGUUAUUGAGCAAAUUUGAGGACCGUCUUCCCGAAGAUAUGGCUCGAUUCUACAUAGCGGAAAUGGUGCUAGCUAUAGGUUCUAUACAUGACUUGCGCUAUGUACAUCGUGACAUUAAACCCGACAAUGUUCUAUUGGACGCGAACGGUCACAUCAGGUUGGCUGACUUCGGCUCCUGCUUACGACUGUUCGAAGACGGUACGGUGCAAAGUAACGUCGCCGUUGGUACCCCGGAUUAUAUCUCACCGGAAAUAUUGAGGGCGAUGGAGGACGGUCAGGGACAGUACGGCCCGGAAUGCGAUUGGUGGUCUCUUGGAGUAUGCAUGUACGAAAUGCUGUACGGCGAAACGCCCUUCUACGCGGAAUCUCUAGUCGAAACUUAUGGAAAGAUUAUGAAUCACAAGAAUUGUUUUGACUUUCCUACGGACGACAUGUACGAUGUUUCCGAAGAAGCCAAAGAUCUGAUGAGAAAGCUGAUUUGCAGCUCUGAAUUUAGACUAGGCCAAAAUGGAAUCGACGACUUCAAGAAACAUCCGUGGUUCGACGGAGUUAAUUGGGAUACUUUGAGAGACAGUACCGCGCCGUACAUUCCUGAAGUUUCGUCGCCCAGCGACACGUCGAAUUUCGACGUAGACGAUACCGACGUUCGCACUUCCGACGCCGUUCCGCCAGCCGCGAAUUCUGCCUUUUCCGCUCUUCACUUGCCGUUCGUCGGUUUCAGUUUUACACAGGGAAGCUGCAUAUCGGAUCUGGGUUGUAUCUCCGCCUUGUCUCAGAAGGACAAGCACGUGCAGAUACUCGAAGAAGAGAACGCCCGGCUGUUGCAAACUAUCGAUGACAUGAAGAAUUCGGGCGUAGCUCAUUCUUCGCCCGACAUCUCUCCCGAUUCCAACAAUGCAACCAGAAAGCUCCGGGACGAGAUUAAUACACUAACGAAACGCAAUUGCGAGUUGGAAUCGCAAUUGAAAUCUAUGGACGUUCCACGCGAGUUACGAACAUUAGAUAACGGCGACAUGACGAAGUUUCGGGAUUUAGAGAAAUUAGUUCGGUGCCUGCGCUCGGAGAAGGAGGAGGCUAUCAAGGACAAAUUAGAUGCGCAGGAGAAACUGAAACUUCAAGACAAGGAAUUAAAGGACGCGCUCACGCAGCGUAAGCUCGCGAUGGCGGAGUACACGGAGGUGACGGAUAAGUUGUCCGAUCUGCGACAACAGAAGCAAAAGCUGUCGCGACAGGUGCGGGACAAGGAGGAGGAAUUGGAGGUCGUGAUGCAGAAGGUCGACAGUCUGCGCCACGAUAUACGAAAGGCCGAGAAGCUGCGCAGAGAGCUGGAGAACAGAGUCGACGAAGCGAUGGCGGAGACCAGCAAGGAGAGGAAGCUACGUGAACGUAGUGAAGAGUACUGCAAGCAGAUGCAGGAGGAGACGGAGAAGAUCAGACAGCGUUCUCUCGGGAACGACGCUAGCGCGAAUCACGCCUUGGCGACGCAAGAGAUCAAUAGGUUAAAGGCGGAGGUUGAGAAGCUCGAGGUGCAGUACAACGAGAACCUGACCCAGCAGCAGGGCAGGUUCAAUCUCGAGAUUCGGAGCCUGCAAGAGCAACUGCAUGAAGCGGAGACCAGGAGGGAGUUGCUGGAGAGAGAGGUGCAGCUCACGAAGGAGAAGUUGGACGCCGCAAGACUGGAGAACAUCACCGACAGCGAGGAGACGAUAAACGAGCUGAGCAGACGUUACGAGAGGGAGAAGAUCAUGUUGGUCGAGGAGAACAAGAAGCUCAUGUUGGAGCUCAGUGAUCUCACCGGCAGCGUCAACAGACUGCAAGGCGAACGGAGGCAAUUGGAGGACGAGUACGAGGAGCUGAGGAACAAGAAGGAAGCUAUCGCGCAGUGGGAGGCUCAGAUCACCGAGAUCAUUCAGUGGGUGUCGGACGAGAAGGAUGCGCGUGGAUAUCUGCAGGCCCUGGCUACAAAAAUGACGGAAGAGCUGGAGUUUUUAAAGCACUCCGGUGGAGUGGGUGGUGUCGGCGGCGGAACCACCAUGGCGGACAAGAACUGGCGCAACCGUCGGUCGCAAAAACUCGACAAGAUGGAGCUUCUGAACUUGCAGAGCUCCCUGCAGAGCGAGAUACAAGCGAAGCAAGCGAUUUCCGAGGAACUCACCAAGACACGCUCGGACAUGAUAGCCUCGCAAAAGGAACUAAGGGAUUUUAAGCAGCGGUUAGACACCAUGUCGCACGAGCUGAAGCGGAAAGAUAUGCAAGUAAAAGAAUUGCAAGCGCGUCUUGAUACCGGGGAUGGCUUUUUAGAACGUCCUACGUCGCAGAUGUCGUAUCUCGAACACUUUCUCAAAGAGACAACAAGUAGUACGCGUCACGGAAGUGUCGACAGUGUAGAAGGUGACAUCGAAGACAAUCGUGCACCUAGUAUUACGAGCAGCAAAAGUAACUUGUCCGAGCUUAGUAUUGACCCAACAUCGCCAUUGUCCCAUGAACUUCUGAACAAGUCUUCAUCCUCUCACGGCCAAGCCAAUCUGCAACCAAAGCCGAAGUCGCACCAGUUUCUCGUACGAACAUUUUCAGCGCCCACCAAGUGUAAUCACUGCACGUCCUUGAUGGUCGGAUUAACGAGGCAAGGAGUCGUGUGCGAGGUGUGCGGCUUCGCCUGCCAUAUGCCUUGUUGCGACAAAGUACCGCCGAUGUGUCCCGUACCCCACGAUCAAACCAAGCGACCAUUGGGAAUCGAUCCUACGCGUGGGAUAGGUACUGCCUAUGAAGGUUACGUCAAAGUGCCAAAAAUGGGUGGUGUCAAAAAGGGCUGGGUGCGCCAAUUCGUCGUGGUCUGCGACUUCAAGUUAUUUCUCUACGACAUCUCACCGGAUCGCAAUGCUUUGCCAUCUGUAUACGUUUCGCAAGUGCUGGACAUGCGAGACGAAGAGUUCAGCGUUAGCUCCGUUCGUGAUUCUGACGUAAUACACGCUACAAAGAAGGACAUUCCGUGUAUAUUUAGGAUAACUACAUCGCUGUUGGAGCCUCCUGGAUUAAGAAAUCACACGUUGAUGUUGGCAGAUACAGAGAGCGAGAAGACAAAAUGGGUAGUAGCUUUAAGUGAGCUUCAUAGGAUCCUAAAGAGAAAUAAUCUUCCAAACACAACGAUUUUUAGAGCGAAGGAAUUAUUGGACAAUACCUUGGCAUUCAUUAAAAAUGUUAUGUCAGGAGCGAUUAUUGAUCCGGAUCGUCUAGUCAUUGGUACAGAGGAAGGUCUCUUCUGUUUAGAUUUAGACCGUAGUGAAAUUGCAAGAGUCGGUGAAGGAAAGAAGAUAUAUCUUCUCGAGUACGUUACUGAAGAGCAAUUGAUCGUGGUGCUGAGCGGAAAGCAACGUCAUGUACGACUGGUUCCAGUACGUGCCUUGGAUGGGGACGAAGUCGAGUGGAUUAAAGUCGCGGAGACCAAAGGAUGCAUUACGUUAACGACAGGAAUAGUGCGCCGCAAUCCGCUUACUUAUUGCUUAUGUGUUGCAAUAAAGAAACAAAAUGCGUCGCAAGUCAUUAUUUACGAAAUAACACGCACGAAAACGAGACACAAGCGUAUACGCGAGCUGAUGCUGCCGUGUCUCGCGCAAACCUUGCAAGUCCUCUCCGAGGGGCGCCUGUGCGUCGGCUACCCGUCUGGUUUUUCCAUUUACAGCAUCUUGGGAGAUCAUCAUACUAUUUCUUUGGUCCAUGCCGAGAAUACUCUUCUAGGUUUUCUCACCUACAGCGCCGUGGAUGCCUUACGUUGCAUCGAGUUGGCGCGCGGUGAGUUUUUAUUAGUCUUCCAUACGCUAGCGGUAUACGUCGACAGUCAAGGGAGGAAGAAUCGAGACCGAGAGAUUAUGUAUCCUGCAGUUCCUACAGCAGUCAGUUAUUGCGAAGGAUAUCUAUUAGUGUAUAGCGAGACCCAUAUCGACGUGUUCGACUGUACAUCCGGCGACUGGUUGCAAACGCUCAAUGUGAAACGCGCCCGACCGCUGAACAUAUCGGGCUCCCUUACGUCCUGCGUGAUAAACGACAUGCCGCAUGUCAUUUAUCUGAGCAACUUGCAUCAACGAGAACUACUAAAUCUAACGCCACUGGAUGCGAGCGGUAGACAAAUGACGAGGCCACGGCGUAGGUUCUCCUUGAGAGAAGGGAAUCGAGCCGCUCGACCUACCGAUAGACGCUCGAAGAUGAUUUCCGCACCGACAAAUUUCAAUCAUAUCAGCCACAUGGGUCCAGGCAACGGGAUUCAGAUACAGCGUUUAUUAGACUUACCCACGACACUAGAAACCGCCGAUCAACAACACACUAGCGGUCAUCACAGUAGUUCUCAUCUGCACAGUAGCCAACAAAGAGUAAGUGAUCUAUAUGACUCCGCACUCCAGACACCGAGCAAACCAGCACCGCUGCCUCCCAGGCAUCCCCCUUCCGAUACACGUCGCUUGAGUUCGCAUAUGUCGAGAAACUCUGGAUACUCGCCGCACAAUGGUUCAACGACAUCACGAAGAGGCCCCGCACCACCACGACCAACCGCCACACCACCGUCCUUACCACGUACUCCGGUGGACCAAAUCGACUCCGAAUCGGUGCACUUGCGUUCACACACACCUCUCUCUCUCGGCAGUAUCGCAUCUUUACAUAAUAAGGAGCAUCCAUCCGGUGGAAGCCCCAGACACUCGAUAGCUUCGAACAACAGUUCAAACCCAUCGACACCACCGAGCCCCGCCCACGAUCAUGGAUCAUCGUCGUAUGAUUCAUAAAUUUAUUUAACGCUUACGGAGACCUAGUUAGACGGUAUGUAUCUAGCGCAUACUCGGAAAACGAUCUAUUUAUCAUACACACACACACACACGCACGCACACGCGUACACACACACACACACACACACACACACACACACACACACACACAUUAACUAUGCGCGCGCGUCCCUAUAUAUAUAUAUACAUAUACAUAUAUAUAUAUAUAUAUGUAGAAUGUUUCGGGACAACGUCGGCCUCAAUCGUUCGAGAGUUAACGGAGGUUGUGAUGCACUUUUGAAGUGAGAAAAGUCACGUUUCACCGCUGCAAAGAGAGAUAAAGCAUUGCACGAGAGGCAUCAGUAAACUAGGCAACCUUUGACCUCAGUUUUCCGACAGAAUGGCUGUUGUCGUAACGUGCUUUCACACGAAAAAUUAAUCUGAAGUAAUGAGCUCGAUUGUUUUCCACAUUUCCGGUCUUUGACGCGAGGCAAACGUAAAGGCUUACUGCAAACCUGGUGGCCUAAAUAUUGCCUAAUCCAAAGAUACUCUCGAUACUUCGUCGUUAAUCUAUUCGUCAGCCUCGGUCAGCCCCCGAACGUUUAUAACGACGUUAUUUCGAAUCGCAAUAUAUAUAAAUAUGCAUAUAUACAUAUGUUAAGCUCACUUUUACUUUGCUUCUCCAUUCUUCGUCAUUUUUUUUUGUUAAUAAUUUUUUAUAUAAUCAUGAUUAUAAUGAACGGUCAAUGCUGGAAACUUGAUUAACUGGCGAUUCCAUGCUUUAAUUUGUGGAAUUCACGAGCCUAAUUAUGUACAGUCAUAUAUUUAUGUCGUACUUUGCAGAAACAGUGUUCUUGUUUGCUCUUCGAACGGGAAAUUCGAAUCGCGAUAUAUCGUCUUACCGUCGUGCAAUAUGAUUACGCAUAUUUAACGUUAUACAAGAGAUAUAUGUGAGGCAAGCAAGUUAUGAUAAUCAUGCGCUUUGACGAGUAAUACGCUGGCGCGUUAUUCAAUUGUUCAUAUAAACCGCAGUAAACCUUAACGAAAUGCAACGGUACGUUUAACAUAUACUUCUAAUCUGUUUAAGAGUUUAUGUGUAAUAAUUUAUAUGAUUCACUUAACACAAAAAAUUAUCGCGAUCAUAAAUUAUUGUAAAUAUGUUGUAUACUCGAAGAGAGAUACUUCAGUCCCGCUUUGCGAUGCCAUACUUUUCCUCUUUUUCUUUUCUUUUUUUUGGUAGUCGUCAUUCUCUCUGCGUCGAUGAGAUUGAUUUCGCAUUUUAACGUUUGACAAAACUGGAAUAUCGGUCAAAUUAACUAGCAAUAAAAAUUAAAACACAUUUAAUGUAUUGUACGCGUAUUUUGGACUCUAGGUGAAAUAAUAUAGUAGCUGCGAGCGUAUAAAUAUACUUAACCAAGUCC
Dinoponera quadriceps is the source of this 7490-nucleotide messenger RNA. RefSeq names its product serine/threonine-protein kinase Genghis Khan (gene gek). The record is from RefSeq and is a predicted model, not a curated record. The transcript has 26 exons. Lineage: Eukaryota; Metazoa; Arthropoda; Insecta; Hymenoptera; Formicidae. Gene Ontology annotation, molecular function: ATP binding; protein serine/threonine kinase activity. Gene Ontology annotation, cellular component: cytoskeleton; cytoplasm. The coding region runs from base 688 to 6090 and encodes 1800 amino acids. Gene Ontology annotation, biological process: peptidyl-threonine phosphorylation; actomyosin structure organization.